AUGGCUGCGGUGGUGGUGGCCGUCGAGGCCGCGGCGGUGCCGAGCGGCGCCUGCAGGAGCAAGUCGUCGUCGUACCUGGUGAGGAGCCUCUACUGGAGGCUGCGCGCGGGCCUCCGGAGGCUGCAGUCGGAGCGGGCGGGCAGGUGGCGCAGGGGCACCGCGGGCGGCAGGUUCAGCUUCCACUACGACGCCCUCAGCUACGCGCUCAACUUCGACGACGGCCGCGCCUCCGCCGACUUCGUACGGUGA
Messenger RNA from Miscanthus lutarioriparius, 249 nucleotides. Lineage: Eukaryota; Viridiplantae; Streptophyta; Magnoliopsida; Poales; Poaceae. The record is from the annotation of a GenBank genome assembly.